Messenger RNA from Capronia coronata CBS 617.96, 1362 nucleotides. RefSeq lists its product as uncharacterized. The record is from RefSeq and is a predicted model, not a curated record. Gene Ontology annotation, cellular component: Rad51C-XRCC3 complex; replication fork. The transcript has a single exon. Lineage: Eukaryota; Fungi; Ascomycota; Eurotiomycetes; Chaetothyriales; Herpotrichiellaceae. Gene Ontology annotation, biological process: telomere maintenance via recombination; double-strand break repair via synthesis-dependent strand annealing; t-circle formation. Gene Ontology annotation, molecular function: ATP binding; ATP-dependent DNA damage sensor activity; four-way junction DNA binding. Bases 1 to 1362 code for a protein of 453 amino acids.
AUGUCCGACUUGCUCGAAGUGAUUCCUGACUUUGAUAUCAAGCCGUACACGCACCUCCUCCACUCCCUCGAGAAGAACGACAUCAUCGUUGCCGACCUGAUCACCUCCGACCCCAAGGAGAUCGCCAGAAGAUGUCCUCUGCCCUCGGCCGACGUGCAAAGACUGGUGGCAGAUGUUAUCAAGGCUCUGCAGGGUGAUGUCCAAAGCGGCAUGAGAAAGAUAUGCAAGGCUCCUUCUUCGCGGAGCGGCGGCAACACUGCAGGCGCCACAAUAGAACAUAUCAAUGAAGGCACUGCGACGGUCGUGGGCAGCCAGCAGGUCAAGACACUUGAUGCGGCCAUAGACCAAGCAUUAGCUGGGGGCUUCCAACCAGGUCAGAUCACGGAGAUAGUUGGAGAGAGUGCCGUUGGAAAGACUCAGUUGGUUCUUGGGCUCCUGCUCUCCGUCCAGCUCCCUCCGCCGCGGGGGAUGGGGAAGGGCGCAAUCUACGUGUCGACAGAGGCACCGCUCAACACGAGUCGACUCAAGCAAAUGCUCUAUUCCCAUCCUGGAUACGAAAGCAUGGAGCCUGAGGACCGACCAUCUCUCGACUACGUUCACACCAUUGCCACCAACGACCUCGAGGCCCAAGAACAUAUCCUUCGCUAUCAAUUACCUGUUGCAGUUCAGCGCUUCAAAAUUGGACUCGUCGUGUUGGAUUCGGUCGCUGCGAAUUUCCGAGCCGAACAUGAAACUCGCACACCAGCUGGUCUGGCCGAGCGAGCUGUGGAGCUGGUCAAACUCGGAGCCAUGCUCAGGCGCGUCGCCAUCGAGAACCAGGUUGCAAUCGUGGUGACCAACCAGGUAUCAGAUCGUUUUGAUGACCCCAAGAACGUGCUUCGGUCUUCGUCGCCGGCGACCGCGUCGUCUCCAGCCCUGGCGGGCCCGAACGUGCCACCUGGUAUGGCCACAAUACGACAGGAAGUCCAGAGUCUGGACUACCAGCAACAGUUUUUCACCGGUUGGGGAGACGACCGGCAGGGGCAGGGCACGCGUGGACAAUACAAGAAUCCUGCGCUGGGAUUGGCGUGGGCCAACCAGAUCUCCGCUCGCAUCGUCCUUAAGAUGGAGAGUGAGCGGCAAGAGUAUGUGGGAGGCAAUAUCUGGAGAGACAGGAAGAAGAGCCGGACCUUUGCAGUGGUAUUUGCACCCUGGGCGCCUCCCACCUACCCAGCCGUCCCGUACGAGAUUGGUACGCAGGGCAUUGUUUCUGUUCCCCAGCCCGUCGGGCCUCCAGCAGCCCCUACAGCGGUGGAUGAAGAGCAUGCAGACCUUCUGAAUGAAGAGCUAUGGGCCACAGAUGAGGACGAUGAGUUCCCCUGA